AUGACAGCCAAGCAGAUGGAAGUGAUGAAGGCAGAGCUGUUGGAAGCCCAGGCUGCUCCACCAACGUCACAAGCUCCAGCGGCUCCAGCCGCUCCACCAGCUCCAGCCGCUCCGCCUCUGACAGCCGCUGCUCCAGUGGCCGAGGCCCCAACGUCAGAGGCUGAAGAAAAGGUCGGAGCUCCGGAGGCAGAUGAAGCUGGCGAAGGAGUGGCUGACUUGCUCUCGGCUAUGAAGGAAGCAGGCCUAGGAGAGCAUGCUGAGAUCGCAGAGGAGUGGUGCAGAGAACAGGGUGCCGAGCUGCUCUCCGAGGUGAUUGAGUUCUUUGACGACUUUGUGGCAGGCGUAGGCCUCUCGACCGAGGAGCGCGAUCGGCUGUCGAACUGCUUGGGUGUAGAGGAUGAAGAUCUCAAGGAGGCCAAACGCAUCGUGGCAGAGGUGGAGGCAGAGAUUGCAAAGCUCAACACGGAAUCGAAGAAGACUUCGAAGAAGCAAAAGGGACCUUUGCUGGCAAGAAUAAAGGAAUUGGAGAAUGAGCCCAACUACCUGGCGGCCCAGCGCUUCGUGGCCGACCCAGCAGCUGAGCGCGAGCGGAAGCGCCAGGAGCUGCUGCGACGGCUCGAGGCCAAGGCGCGGGAAGCGGUGGCCGACCGCGACCUGCCCAAGGCCACGGCCGCGCUGGCGGAGUUCCGGGCUGCCGGCGGCAUCAGCGGCAACGAGGCCGGCUCGCUGGCCGCGGAGCUGGCAGCGCUGCGCUCCGAGCUUGCGGCCGAGAAGCGGGACCCCGAGGAGCAGCGGAGGCGCAUGGAACAGAGGAAAGCUGCGAAGAAACGAGGCUUUCAGUUCGACCCGCCGGAGGGUGCCGAGGCGGAGCCGCCUCGCCUCGUGCGGCUGAAAGUGGAUCCGGAGCUCGGUGCAGGCUUCGACGCGCAUGCUACGUGGUACGGCAUGGUGAUCGAAGAAAUCGAUGAUGAGUCGGGUCAAGAUGGUUUGGGGCCUGGAGAUUGCAUCUCUACAAUUGGUGGCAAGUCUUUGCAGGAGAUGGAGGACUGUGAGCCGGUGUUUAUCGACUGCUUAGAGGAUGGGGUGGAGGUUGAGGUAGAACCGAAAUGUCAUGCCAGUGGCACAGUACCCGUUGGAGCCAAAGAUGUUGAUUGGACUGCCUUGCAAGCAGACCUUGCCAGCUUCGGACCAGAUUACCAGGUGGACUUCAAGCUCUCGCCGGACAAGAAGCAGCUCCGCAUGAGCGGCCCACGAGCCGCAGUGAUUGCAGCAAGGGAAGAUGCGACGCAGGUGCUGGCCACCUACUUCCCUGCUUGA
This is a messenger RNA of Durusdinium trenchii, 1317 nucleotides long. NCBI's taxonomy places the organism in Eukaryota, Dinophyceae, Suessiales, Symbiodiniaceae. The record is from the annotation of a GenBank genome assembly.